Messenger RNA from Botrytis fragariae, 1683 nucleotides. RefSeq lists its product as uncharacterized. The coding region runs from base 1 to 1683 and encodes 560 amino acids. The transcript is spliced from 11 exons. Lineage: Eukaryota; Fungi; Ascomycota; Leotiomycetes; Helotiales; Sclerotiniaceae. The record is from RefSeq and is a predicted model, not a curated record.
AUGUCAUCACACGAAAGGCAUCUUUCAUCGAGUUCCGUCUCUAGUCAAACCCCAUUGAAGAAGACUCAUAGUCAUGGAUCUAUAUAUCAAGGAACCGAAGAAUGUCAACCAAAGUUAAAGUUAUUUGAGAAUCCACUGGCUCAUAAUAGAAGAAAAUAUUCGAUAACCCCUCCAAUUCCGAGUCCCAUACAUGAGAUAUCUGGUCCUAUCAAUAUUGCUCGAAAGCAAUCAUACGAUGAAUCGAUCGAAAACCAAUAUGAUGAUAGGAAAGUCGAUCCAUUUUCAAAAGAUGAUGCAGAAGAAGAAAUGUUCGAAACACCCGAGUUUCGAAGAUAUGAGGAGACUACGAACAUGGAACUUUUCUAUGAUCUUUUUUUCGUUGCGAAUUUGACUACGUUUAACGAUGUACAUGAUGUCAAUGAAAUCGAUGCACUGAAGUCAUAUGCGGGGUUUUUCUGCAUUCUUUGGUUCUUAUGGUUACAAGUUAGUCUGUUUGAUGUUAGGUUUGUUACGGAUAGUAUAUUGGAGAGAAUAGGAAAAGCAUGUCAAUUUGGUGUGAUGAUUGGAUUGGCGAUUGUAGGACCGGACUUUAAUUCAUCGGAUCAAAAGCCUGGUGCUUUUCGUUCAUUGGCAAUCAUCUUAAUGUUUUCGCGACUGAUUUUGAGCUUUCAAUAUUCUGUUAUAUUGUAUCAUGUUUGGUAUUAUAAAAAUUCAAAAUUGCCACUUUUUCUUGUUGUUGUGGCCAAUGUCAUAGCUGCAUUAAUAUAUUUUGGCAGUUUUUUUGGAUUCUCAGAAGAAACAUCUAAGACUGGCAAGGUGUUCAUUGUUUGGUAUGUCACAGCUAUCUUAGAGACUGCAGUCAACAUUGCUAUAUCGUCGAAAUGGAAGGUUUUAAGUUUUAGAGGAUCUCAUCUUGUCCAAAGAAUGACUCUACUUACUUUGAUCAUUUUGGGUGAAGGUAUAAUUGGAGUUAGCAAAAGUAUUGCAGAUAUUGCAGAACAAGAGGAGAAAUGGACCGCACCACUCAUUCUUACUAUUGUAUCAGCUGUUGGAAUAAUUUACUUCCUCUACAUGCUUUAUUUUGACUGGCUUAACCGAUCCCAAUUCGGUUCCAUACGUCAACAAAUCUGGGCAUUUAUCCACUUCCCAUUCCAUCUGGCACUGGUGUUUCUCGUUGAGGGUGCUGCCCAAUUCAUCAGAUGGCGAAAGGUAGUCGAGGUUAUUAGCCAAGUCAGCAAGCAAUACGUGGAUCAAUUCAAGAAAAUCCCCGCCGUCGAUAGUCUCGAUCUCAAAACACGCUUAGCAAACGUCACUCAAGAUUCUCUAUUCGAUAAUUUCGGAAUCGAUCCACCGGAAAGUGAUAAUGCGGUUACAGAUCCUAAUGAAGAGUGGAAUGAGAAUAUUGGAGUUCUCGCUCUUGUGUUCACCUACUUCUUCCUCGCCUCUGGCCUAACCCUCAUCCUGAUGAACAUCCUCCACGCUCUCAGUCGACCCCAAAUGACGCGUGCAGAUAAAUUCCGCAGCGCAGUCAAUUUCAUUCUCUCUAUCACAUUACUCGGAUUAGCGGGGAUAUCGAAUACCGAAGCGGGAUUUGCCUUCGCGCAGAGUGCGGGGGUUUUGCCGAGUGUGGCGGGGGUGUAUUUUUUUGUUAUGUUAUUAGGAUACACGAAAUUGCUCUGGUGA